CUCCAUAUAAAUGCGACACUGAGAGACGAGACCCGUUGAAUCGAGAAGAGAUGGUGUCUGGUUCAGGGAUAUGCGCGAAGCGUGUCGUGGUCGACGCGAGGCACCACAUGCUGGGCCGUCUUGCUUCGAUCAUAGCUAAGGAGCUGCUCAACGGACAGAAGGUUGUGGUGGUCCGGUGCGAAGAGAUAUGUCUGUCAGGUGGAUUGGUCCGACAGAAAAUGAAGUACAUGAGGUUCCUCAGGAAACGCAUGAACACUAAACCUUCUCACGGUCCUAUUCACUUCAGGGCUCCCUCUAAGAUCUUCUGGCGUACCGUUCGUGGGAUGAUUCCACACAAGACCAAGCGUGGUGCUGCUGCUCUUGCCCGCUUGAAGGUUUUUGAAGGAGUCCCACCUCCUUACGACAAGGUCAAGAGAAUGGUCAUUCCUGAUGCUCUCAAGGUUUUGAGGCUUCAAGCUGGUCACAAGUACUGCUUGUUGGGCCGUCUCUCUUCUGAGGUUGGCUGGAACCAUUACGAUACCAUUAAGGAGCUUGAGGUUAAAAGAAAGGAGAAGUCACAGGCUGUGUAUGAGCGCAAGAAGCAACUUAUCAAGCUUAGGACCAAGGCCGAGAAGGUUGCGGAGGAGAAACUUGGAUCCCAGCUUGAUGUUCUUGCACCGAUCAAGUACUAGAAACCCACAUCUAUCUUUUGGUUUAAACUUUUCUCCGUUUUUACCUUUGAAUUUUGUUUUUUUAUUUGAAUUUCUUAACCUUGUAGACGUAAAGAUUGGAAAGAGUACAUUUUGGCUUGUUUUGUUUCCUAUGCAGUCAAUCUGUGUUAUGGUUCCAAUUCUGUUUUUCUUUUUGUCAGUAUUAUUUUCUAAGCUCGGAAAGGUAUCAACAUCUAUUGGUAUG
Messenger RNA from Brassica rapa (field mustard), 894 nucleotides. RefSeq names its product 60S ribosomal protein L13a-2. The record is from RefSeq and is a predicted model, not a curated record. Gene Ontology annotation, cellular component: cytosolic large ribosomal subunit; ribosome. Gene Ontology annotation, molecular function: structural constituent of ribosome; mRNA binding. NCBI's taxonomy places the organism in Eukaryota, Viridiplantae, Streptophyta, Magnoliopsida, Brassicales, Brassicaceae. Gene Ontology annotation, biological process: translation; negative regulation of translation.